AUGAUGUUUUAUUCUAUUGCCUUGGUUCUUCUUCUUCAUUUUAUUUCAUCGUCAUCAUCCGUUCGAGUCCCGUUAACCGGUAACGAUUGGUCAAUAGAUGACAAUGCUAAUCACACAGCACAAGGACAAGUGCCCGGUACCAUUCAUACUAUUCUCUUAGCUGCCAAGAAAAUUCCGGAUCCCUACAUGGACUUCAACGAUGUUGACCUACGUUUUCUAAUUCAUAAUAAAUGGGUAUUUACAAAAAGCUUCAACCUCUCUGCCGACUUCCUCGCUUUCAAUGAUACUUAUCUUCAUCUUCAACAAAUUGAUACAGUUGCGAAUGUAACUAUCAAUGGUUGUCCCAUAGGUCGAACUGACAACAUGUUUCUUGCAUAUGUCUUUACCGUUCCGAAUACGUGUUUGAAAACAGAAAAUGUGAUCCAAGUUCAUUUUCAUUCGCCAGUUGUAUAUGCGCUGGAGCAAUCAAUAAUUUAUAAUCGAACUGUGCAACCGCUUUGCCCAGCUAAGGCUCAACAGGGUGAAUGUCAUGUGCAAUUUAUUCGAAAAGAACCAUGUUCAUUCAGUUGGGAUUGGGGUCCAGCUUUUGCUCCGAUUGGUAUCACUGGCGAUAUUUACCUUGAAGCCAUCAAUGCCAGUGACAUUAUUAUCGAACUCGAAAGUGUAAAUAUCGCUUCGUUUGAUGUGGCAAAUAAAAACUGGCUCGUCGAUGUGAUUUUAAGCAGUAACAACGCUCCAUUUUCAAGUACAUUGAAAUUCGUCUUAGAAAACACGACAUGGACGUACGAAAUUGUUGUCCCAUUUAAUCGUAGUGUCACACUUCAAAUCAAAAUUCCCGACGCUCAAGUUGCACGUUGGUGGCCAAAUGGUUACGGUGAUCAAGUUUUAUAUCGACUUUCAGUUUCUAACAAAGGCACGACGAUUGAUUCUCGUUUGAUCGGUUUCCGUACAGUUGAGUUAGUUCAACAUGAAUACGGUUCAGGAAUCAAUGGCACAUCAUUUUAUUUCGCAAUUAAUUCCAAACCAAUCUUCAUCAAAGGAAGCAACUGGAUACCAUCGGAUGUAUUUCAAGAACGUGUUAGUGACGAAAAACUAGAACGUCUUCUUCAAUCAGCACAACUGGCGCAUAUGAAUAUGUUGCGCAUAUGGGGUGGCGGUAUUUAUGAACGCGAUUCAUUCUAUGAAAUGACAGAUCGAUUAGGUAUUAUGCUUUGGCAUGAUUUCAUGUUUGCAUGCAGUUUGUAUCCAGUUGAUGACGCAUUUCUAUCCAAUGUUCACGAUGAAGUUAUUUACCAAGUAAAACGUCUUCAAUCACAUCCAUCAAUCGUUAUCUGGGCUGGAAACAAUGAGAAUGAAGCGGCAGUUGCUCAGAAUUGGUAUCAAAUACCAGCAGAUCAAAUGAAUAGAACAAAAGACGAAUAUCGAAAGUUAUAUAUUGAUACAGUGAUGACGGCUCUACUUGAAGUAGAUAAAGGUACGAACCGGCCGUUUGUUUCUUCAUCACCAUCGAAUGGACUUGGCUCAAUUCGAGAAAAUUACAUUGCUACCAAUCCUCAAGAUCCACUUCAAGGUGAUGUGCACUUCUAUGGUUAUCAAGAUGAUUCAUGGAAUCCCAAUACUUAUCCGAUAACUCGUUUUCUUUCGGAAACAGGUAUUCAAUCGUUGCCAAGUUUAGAUACAUGGUUUGAAACAACGAAUAAUCAAUCUGAGUUAACUUUCAACAGUUCAUUCAUUCUACAUCGAGAACAUUCAGAAAAUCAAAUAGAAGCUAUGAUGACUCAUAUUCAAAGCAACCUUCCAUUACCAGUUACCAAUGAUUCCUUAAAACACUUUGGUCAAAUGAUUUAUCUGAGUCAAAUUCAUCAAGCAAUGACACUGAAAAGUAUCAGUGAUGUUUGUCGACUCCAUUCAUCCGUAGACAUGAUCGAUCCAAAGACUAGCGAAGGAAAUACAAUGGGUUUAAUGUACUGGCAAAUCAAUGAUAUUUGGCAAGCGCCAACAUGGGCCACCAUUGAAUAUGGAUUAAAAUGGAAAAUGGGUCAUUAUUUUGUUAAGCAUAUGUAUGCGCCAGUCUAUCCUAUUGCUACACUCACGCCUUAUUUAGCUAAUGUAACAGAUGAAUCAGCACGAAUUUUACUGUACAUUGUCAAUGAAUUGAGUACAAACGUACGUGGCACAUUAGUCUGCUCAGUCUAUGGAUUAGAUUCGUUUCUUCCUCGUUUAUCAUUCGGUAGUGAUGUAGCAAUGAACUCUUCAGGUACACAACGAGUAGCUGAUCUUCCGUAUGCACUGAUCUCAAGACGUGCGAAUUGUGGAGAUAACUCACAAUGUAUCAUGCAUUGCACCUUCAAUUACAAUGAACAAUCUGUCAGACAGGUUUUACUCUUUAAUCGACCAAAAAAUUAUCAAUUAUCCGAUCCAAACUUGAAACUUCAAGCAGUCAAACCGAUUUCGCCAACGGAUUUUGAUAUUACCAUCACCGCUGAUCGACCUGCUCUAUUCGUAUGGAUUGAUAUUGUUGGCAAUGUGACCGGUUACUUUUCUCGCAAUGGACUUAUGAUGUUUGAACCAUCAGUGACCAUUCGUUUUCAUGCAUGGUCGAAUAUAACUGACUUUUCGCGAAUCAAUUUUGACUUGCGUCAUCUUUCUUUGUUUGACGUUACUUUACCAUAA
Molecule: messenger RNA, 2673 nt
Organism: Adineta ricciae
Lineage: Eukaryota; Metazoa; Rotifera; Eurotatoria; Adinetida; Adinetidae
Source: the annotation of a GenBank genome assembly